Messenger RNA from Emiliania huxleyi CCMP1516, 864 nucleotides. RefSeq names its product light harvesting protein (gene Lhcf29). Gene Ontology annotation, cellular component: membrane. The transcript is spliced from 4 exons. Gene Ontology annotation, biological process: photosynthesis, light harvesting in photosystem I; response to light stimulus. The record is from RefSeq and is a predicted model, not a curated record. Bases 22 to 618 code for a protein of 198 amino acids. Lineage: Eukaryota; Haptophyta; Isochrysidales; Noelaerhabdaceae.
CAUCUCCCACCGACCCUAGCCAUGUUGAGCAUCGCCGCGACCUCCCUGCCCGCCUUCACGGCUCCGCUGCUGCCGCAUGCCACGCGCGUCGCCGCGCCGGUGAUGAAGGCGGAGGGCGAGAUCGGCGUGACGCCGCCGCUGGGCGUGUGGGACCCGCUGGGCUGCCUCGCGGAGCCGGUGGACUACCCGCGCCGCGACUACCGCCGCUACGUGGAGCUCGAGAUCAAGCAUGGCCGCAUCGCGAUGCUCGCGACCGUCGGCGUCCUCACCACUGAGGCCGGCUUCCGCUGGCCCGGCUACCUCUCCAAGUCGCUGGACCUCAAGUUCGCCGACCUGCCGGGCGGCUGCUUUGACUCGUACAACGCGGUGCCGGCGCUCGGCUGGCUGCAGAUCGUCGGCUUCGUCAUCUUCCUCGAGCUUGCCUACGGCGCCACGGACCCGUCCAAGGAGCCGGGCGACGUGGGCGGCAUCUCGUGGGUGCGGUACGACGACCCCGAGACCAAGAAGUUCAAGCUCAAUGCGGAGCGCAACAACGGCCGCGCCGCCAUGAUGGGCAUCACGGGCAUGAUGAUCCACAAUGCGCUCGGCGUGGACGCGCUGUUCCCGAUCGUGCAGUGAGCAUCAGGCUCUCCACCAGCCGAACUUUGCUUGGCCACCUCCUGUGUCCCACGCUGCCCCCAACGGCGCCCGGCGCGUCGCGCGCGCUUUGCGCGUGCGCUUCCGCUUUCGCCGGCGACGCCGCGACGCCUUUUCCGCUAUUGUUGGACGCGCACGGGGGGGCCGUGACAGCCUGCGGAAGUGGCCACACAGUGUUGCGUUGUGGUCUCUUUUCUCUCGUCCUUUUUUAGAUGUCGACAUUUUGCA